Messenger RNA from Heterotrigona itama, 772 nucleotides. Lineage: Eukaryota; Metazoa; Arthropoda; Insecta; Hymenoptera; Apidae. The record is from the annotation of a GenBank genome assembly.
UAUAUAUAUAUAUUUUUUUUUUUAAUUCGUUUUCGAAUAUUAUUCAUUUAAACGCGAUUUAUGUGAUAUCGCGCGAAUAAAACUUAUUUAUAUUAAUUGUAUCUUUAGCAAUACGCUACUAUUAUAUGAAUAGGUAGAGUUUAGGUUAGGUAAUAAAGAAUUGUUUUAUUGAUGAUUUUUUUCACGAUAAAUCGAGAACUCGGUGUCUCGGCGUUAAUGUGUUAUCUAGAAAUUUUUAUUAUUUCAUUAUCAGCAUUGAACUUUGUACUUAAUUUGUGUUUUUAUGUCUGGCGCGGUAAUUUUGCGAUAACAUUGUUUUUAAAAGCAUUUAUAAAUAAAUGCGAUUGAUUGGGAAAGAUUCUAGGCAAGAUCUGCGAAAGGAAUUCAUGAGAUAAAUUAAAACUUAGAAAUUGCUUUUGAAAAUGAAUUCGCUCAUCGAACCUUUUAAUUCGUUGACAAUUUUCUUGCAAUUUAAAUAGAAUUAUUUAUAUCGAUAUAUUUAUUUCAGUUCUGUUAUCUCGAAAGAUGAAGAAUAUGUAACAUCUCUGAGUUUACAUCGAAUAUUCAGAAUCAUCGGAAUCAAGAAGAAGACAUUUUGUCUCGAAAAGAAACUCUAUCUAUUUCUGUACCGUGCCAUUUCGGCAGAGAUCGAGGUGAAAGGUCAGCGUCGGAACAACAUGACGGUCGUGAAAAUAUUCAAGAAAAGAGUGGACCGCUACCCUAACAAGACAUGCUUCUUCUUCGAGGACCAAGUCUGGACGUAUUCCGAUGU